AUGGACGAAAUCAAACGAGAAAUAAUAGCCAAUCUUUCUCAAGUAUUAAAUAAAAUAAAUGAUGGUUCAAUUGAAGAUGACGUAUUAGACAAAAUAGAAAUACAUGUUGAUCAUCUACUUGAAAGAAUAGCUUAUCAUGAGAGUCAAGAAAUAUUAUCAUCGUCAUCAUCACCACAAAUGGUUCUAUACCAACAGCAACAAAUAAAUAAUACAUUAUCUAAUACUGCUCAUCAAGAAACUAAUUCAUUAGAUUUUAAGAUCGAAGAGUUAGGAAUAGAAACAUUUUCAUAG
This is a messenger RNA of Rotaria sp. Silwood1, 291 nucleotides long. NCBI's taxonomy places the organism in Eukaryota, Metazoa, Rotifera, Eurotatoria, Philodinida, Philodinidae. The record is from the annotation of a GenBank genome assembly.